This is a messenger RNA of Vitrella brassicaformis, 3371 nucleotides long. The record is from the annotation of a GenBank genome assembly. Lineage: Eukaryota; Vitrellaceae.
UGAUUGGCCGGCGAUCCUUCUCAGAGUUUGAGUUUGACACACAAGUCGGCGACACCCGGAGCAGCCACGAUGGACGAAACAUAUGACGUAAGCAGUGCGAGCGGGACGAGAAAAUGGACCGAGAGAGAUGCAAAAUGGAUGGGGCAGAGAGGAUGGGAUGUCAAGGAUAGAUGGAUCAUGCAUACGUGUGCUGUCCUCACCUGUUGCAACGUCGGAAAUGCCUACAUGCGCAUUUCCGUGUGUGUGUGUCUGUGCGCAGGUGAUAGUGUGCGGGACCGGUCUGAAGGAGUGCAUUUUGAGCGGCCUCCUCUCUGUCCAUGGUCAGCCAACACAGAUAGAUCCGCCCCACAGCAAAGUCACACACACCGGCGCCGUUAAGGAAUGCACCCGGGAAAGCCAUGCCACCUCUCCGGGCGGCCGUGUGUGUGUGCCACAGGCAAGAAGGUUUUGCACGUCGACCGCAACCCCUACUAUGGCGGCGACUCGGCCUCACUCAACCUCACCAACCUAUACGAGAAAUUCAGGGCCGGUGCGCCAUAUGCGCAGAACACAAGACCAUACACAAUGGAUCACCAUACAUGUGGGUGCAUGCGUGUGUUAUGUGUCUGUGCAGGUGAGAAGCCGCCGCCCGACUACGGCAGCAACCGUGACUGGAACGUGGAUCUGAUCCCCAAGUUUGUGAUGGCGUGCGGCAAGCUGGUCAAGAUCCUCCUCACUACCAAGGUCACAAGAUACCUCGAGUGGCAGGUCGUCGAAGGUCAGUGAGUGUUGCAGAUACAUACAUGCGACGUGUGGGUGCAUGGUUGUCUUGGCUGUGCUGUGCUGCGUAUGUUCGUGUGUGUGUGUGUGUGUGGUGGUUUCAGGUACAUAUGUGUACCAGUUCCAGAAGGCCAUGCUGGGCGGGCUGCUCGGUGGGCCCAAAUUCAUCCACAAGGUGAGAGUUCCAUCCCUACACACCACACACACGUGGGUGUACAAAGUCGUCAUUGUGCUCGACCGUAUACAUCAGGUGCCGUCGAACGACAUGGAGGCGCUGCGGUCGCCCCUGAUGCCGCUGCUGGAGAAGAACCGGUGCAAGAACUUCUUCCACUUCGUCGCACACUGGGAAGAUUCCGACCCCAAGACACACCAAGGUCGGCACGGACACACAACACAAAACACAGCACAGCGAAUGAGCGCCAAGGGGCACGCACAUAUGGCCGGUGUAUGUGUAUGUGUAUGUGUGUGUUUCUUGCUGCGUGUGUUGUGUUGCAGGAUUUGACCGCAACCGCACGACGAUGCAGCAAGUGUACGACCACUUCGGCCUGCAGCCCAACACCAUCGACUUUGUCGGACACGCACUCGCACUCUACCGAACCGACGAGUGAGUGAGGCGGACAGCCAAACCACACACACACACACACAGAAAGACACAUCUGCACACGUAAAUGUGUGUGUAUGCCUCUCUCUGUGGACUCUGUCUGCAGGUAUGAGCAGAAGCCGAUGGGUGAGUGCCUGGACAAGAUCAAGCUGUACAUGUACUCCAUCAGCAGAUACGGACAGUCGCCCUUCAUCUACCCCGUCUACGGACUCGGCGGACUACCUGAGGGAUUCUCCAGGUACACUCACACUCACACGCACAGGCACACAUGCACACACAUCUUUGCCCGAUACACCACUCAUGUGCCGUGGUGUGUGUGUGUUGUGUCAGGUUGUCAGCUAUCCACGGUGGCACCUACAUGUUGAACAAGCCGAUCGCGGGCUUCGAAUACGACGCCGACGGCAAAGUGUGCGGCGUCAAGUCAACCGAGGGAGAGGUCAGCCAGAAAAGGAAGGAAGCAGACAGCACUGCACACUGCGUGUGUCCAUCCAUUCAUCCAUCCAUCCAUCCGUCCAUCCAUCCAUCUGUCAGGUGGCCAAGUGCUCGAUGGUGGUGUGCGAUCCCUCAUACGCUGUCGGCACCAAGAAGGUACACACACGCGUAGCAUCCAGGCAGCAUCUUGCUGGAAUUGUGUGGCGCACAUGUCAUGUCAUGUCAGGUGAGGGCAGUGGGCAAGGUGGUCCGCGCCAUCUGCAUCCUCAGCGCCCCCGUACCUGACACCAACAAUGCCGGUACGGACGUCAAUGCAUUGGACGAUCCUACAACGAGGCUUGCCACAUUCACCUGUCUGUGUGCGUGGUGUGUAUCUGUGUGCAGGUUCGUGCCAGAUCAUCAUCCCCCAGAAGCAAGUGGAGCGACACCACGGUUAGCACACCACGGAACCAUCAUGCACACAUUCCUCCACACACAAGAUACUAGGCGCAUCCCUUGUGUGUGGUGUCUGGUGUGCUGUGUCCUCUGUGCGCAUGUGCAGACAUCUACGUGAUGGUCAUGUCGUCGAUCCACUGCGUGUGCAAGAAGGGCAAGUACAUCGCCAUCGUGUCCACCACCGUCGAGACCAACAACCCACAAGCCGGUAUGAGAGCCGAGCCACCCACACAGCCACAUCCGCACCACCUCAACUCACACACGGUCGUCCCCUCCUUGUUAUGCCCGACCAUCCAUCCAACCAUCCAACCAUCCAUCCAUCCACCAACCAGAGAUUCAGUGUGCGUUGGAGUUGCUGGGGCCGAUCGAGGAGAAGUUCAUCAGCGUGUCAGACGUGUACGAGCCCACCGACGAUGGCAAGACCGACCAGGUGGGGGGGCAGAUGGAGGCUGGGAGAGUGGCAGCGGGCUAACCUCUUGUCGGUCGUGUGUCAGGUGUUUGUGUCGUCCUCCUACGACGCCACGUCGCACUUCGAGUCGGCAUCUGAUGACGUCCUGCGAAUGUAAGCAGGCAGGCACCAAAGGCGGGCGCGCGUAUACUCUCACCGUUGUAUGUGUGUGUGUGACUGCAGCUGGAAGAACAUCAUGGGCAACGACCUCGACCUCUCCAUCAGAGCGGUACACACACACACACACACAUGGAGAGGCAGACAAACAGACAGACACAUGGCGUCUGUCUGCCUGUCUGUUUGGCCUGGCAGGACCCUGAGGACCUGUCCGAGAUGUAAAGCCCCACUUACACUAGCUCUACUCACUCACGCCACACCCAAUCAGUGCAGUGCAUAGACAGACCAGAUGAGAUGGAUGGAUAGAUACAUCAAGUCUUGUAGAACGGAUCAAGGAACGAAGCGAAUUCCUUCCUGUCUGUUGACGGCCGAGUGCAGUUCUCCUCAGGGUGGUCGAGGGGUUUCCUGGCACCAAUGGGAGGCCCCCCAGCCGCUAGGAAGGGAAUCAGACUAAGCCGCCAGACAGACAGAUGGACGCUGGUCGGUCGGAAGGAAGCAGAGUGCAUGUCUCCGUCUCUGUCAGUCUCUGUGAAGCCAUCCAUCUCCCGUUUUUGCCAGCCUGCCUUGUGUGUGUGUGUG